AUGACGCCCAGCUGGCGCAGCGCCGCCUGGAACCGGGCGCCCGGCGGCCAGCCCACCCUGGACCGCUCCCCGGACCUGCACGGCGGCGAGGGCACGGCGCGAGGUAGCGAGGACGCGCAGCUGGACCGCGACUGGUACGACCAGGACGACGCCGGGGGCACGGUGGACGAGACGCACAACCCCUUCCUGGGCGACGCGGAGGUCGACCCGGCGCUGCGCCGGCGCGCGGAGGCGGCGCAGCGCCGGCUCACGCGCCGCGACGGCUCGCUCAUGACGCUGGCCCAGAGCAAGCGCGCGGGGGAGCUGCAGAAGGACAUGAACGCCUGGGAGGAGAACCGGCUGGUGCAGAGCGGGGUGGUGCGCCUGCGAGAGGUGGCCACCGAGUUCGACGACGCCGCCGACCUGCGUACCGUGCUGCUGGUGCACGACACCCGGCCGCCGUUCCUGGACGGGCGCUUCCUGUUCACGCGCCAGCGCGGGCCGGUGCUGCCGCUGAAGGACCCGACCUCCGACCUGGCGGUGAUCGCGCGCGCCGGGUCGCGCCUGGUCAAGGAGGUGCGCGAGAAGAAGGAGGCGGGGAAGAGCCGGGCCCGGUUCUGGGAGGUGGCCGGCUCCAAGAUGGGCAGCAUCACGGGGCUGACGGGCGGCGAGCGCGAGGAGAAGGCGCGCCAGGAGGAGCUCAUGCGCCUGGAGCAGGGCAGCGACGACGAGGGUGACUACCGCGGCAAGAGCCAGUUCCGGACGCACAUGAAGACCAACGAGGCGGCGUCCGAGUUCGCGCGGACCAAGACCCUGGCCCAGCAGCGCCGCUUUCUCCCCGUCUACAGCGUGCGGGAGGAGAUGCUGCAGGUCAUCCGCGAGAACCAGGUCGUGGUCGUGGUGGGCGAGACGGGGAGUGGGAAGACCACGCAGAUGACCCAGUACCUGGCCGAGGACGGGUACACCACCUUUGGCUUGGUGGGGUGCACCCAGCCGCGCCGCGUGGCGGCCAUGUCGGUGGCCAAGCGCGUGAGCGAGGAGAUGGGGGUGGAGCUGGGGGCCGAGGUGGGGUACUCCAUCCGCUUCGAGGACGUGACCUCCGCGGACACGGUGAUCAAGUACAUGACGGACGGCGUGCUUCUGCGUGAGACCCUGGUGGAGCCCGAUCUUGACAGGUACUCUGCCAUAAUUAUGGAUGAGGCCCAUGAGCGAUCCCUGAACACUGACGUCCUCUUUGGCAUUCUGAAGAAGGUUGUGGCUCGCCGCCGUGACUUCCGCCUAAUCGUCACCUCGGCCACCCUUGACUCCCAGAAGUUCUCCGACUUCUUCGGCUCCGUCCCCAUCUUCAAGAUCCCCGGGCGGACCUUCCCCGUCGAUGUCCUCUUCUCCAAGACGCCCCAGGAGGAUUAUGUGGAAGCUGCCGUGAAGCAGGCCAUUGCCGUGCACCUUGGCCAUCCUCCGGGGGACAUCCUCAUCUUCAUGACGGGGCAGGAGGAGAUCGAGGCCACCUGCUUCUCCAUCGCGGAGCGGCUCGAACAGCUGGGGGAGGGUGUGCCGGAUGCCCUCAUACUGCCCAUCUACUCCCAGCUGCCCUCGGACCUGCAGGCCAAGAUCUUCGAGCGCGCGCCUGAGGGCACCCGCAAGAUAGUGGUGUCCACCAACAUUGCGGAGACAAGUCUGACCGUGGAUGGCAUCAUCUAUGUCAUAGACACCGGGUAUGCUAAGAUGAAAGUGUACAACCCCAAGAUGGGUAUGGAUGCCCUCACGGUCUUCCCCGAGUCCCAGGCGGCGGCCAAUCAGAGGUCUGGGCGUGCGGGACGGACCGGGCCGGGCACCUGCUGGCGCCUGUUCACAGAGAGCGCCUUUCGCCACGAGAUGCUGCUAGCCACCGUGCCCGAGAUCCAGCGCACCAACCUCUCAAACACCGUGCUCCUGCUCAAGUCCCUGAACAUCGACAACCUGUUGGAGUUUGACUUCAUGGACCCGCCCCCCCAGGCUAGUGGCAGGCGGGCGGGUGAAAACAUCAUGCACAGCAUGUACCAGCUGUGGGUGCUGGGUGCCCUUGACAACACCGGCGGCUUGACGGCCCUGGGGCGCAAGAUGGGCGAGUUCCCGCUGGACCCGCCUCUGGCCAAGAUGCUGUUGGCGGGCGCGCAGAUGGGGUGCAGCAACGAGGUGCUCACCGUCGUCUCCAUGCUCUCCGUACCCUCCGUCUUUUUCCGCCCGCCAGACAGGGCGGAGGAGAGCGACGCCGCGCGUGAAAAGUUCUUCGUUCCAGAGUCGGACCACCUCACCCUCCUGCACGUCUACCAGCAGUGGAAGAGCAACGGCUACCGCGGCGACUGGUGCUCGGCCCACUUCCUGCAGUCCAAGGGCCUGAAGAAGGCCAAGGAAGUCAGGACACAGCUGCUUGACAUCAUGCAGCAGCAGCGCAUCCCCAUCACCAGCUGCGGCAACGACUGGGACGUCGUGCGCAAGGCCAUAUGCUCCUCCUACUUCCACCAAGCCGCCAAGCUCAAGGGCAUCGGGGAGUACGUCAACUGCCGGACCGGCAUGCCGUGCUUUCUGCACCCGACGUCGGCGCUGUAUGGACUGGGGUACACCCCAGACUACAUCACCUACCACGAACUGGUGUUCACCAGCAAGGAGUACAUGCAGUGGCUGGCGGAGAUGGGCCCCAUGUUCUUCUCCGUCAAGGAGACGCACUCCUCACGCCUGGAGCAGCGUCAGAAGGAGCGGACGGCCAGGGCUGUGAUGGAGGGGGAGCUGGAGAAGUCGCAGGCGGAGGCCAGGGUGCUGCAGGCUGCCCAGGCUGAGCGGGAAGCGGCCAUCCGGGAGAAGCAACGGAAGUCCAUCGCCACGCCCGGGUCCGCACGACCUGGCACAGGACAACGCAAGUUUGGGCUGUAA
This is a messenger RNA of Auxenochlorella protothecoides, 2889 nucleotides long. RefSeq names its product Pre-mRNA-splicing factor ATP-dependent RNA helicase PRP16. The record is from RefSeq and is a predicted model, not a curated record. Gene Ontology annotation, cellular component: spliceosomal complex; intracellular anatomical structure. The transcript is spliced from 17 exons. Gene Ontology annotation, biological process: mRNA splicing, via spliceosome. Lineage: Eukaryota; Viridiplantae; Chlorophyta; Trebouxiophyceae; Chlorellales; Chlorellaceae. The coding region runs from base 1 to 2889 and encodes 962 amino acids. Gene Ontology annotation, molecular function: ATP binding; RNA binding.